Vanderwaltozyma polyspora DSM 70294 is the source of this 2226-nucleotide messenger RNA. It is a transcript of the gene SET3, whose product is annotated as histone-binding protein SET3. The transcript has a single exon. The coding region runs from base 1 to 2226 and encodes 741 amino acids. Gene Ontology annotation, molecular function: protein binding. Lineage: Eukaryota; Fungi; Ascomycota; Saccharomycetes; Saccharomycetales; Saccharomycetaceae. The record is from RefSeq and is a predicted model, not a curated record.
AUGUCUACCGAUGCAAAAGAAAAAUCUAAAGGUAAUAAUAACAAAAAUGAGAAAUCAAUGUUGGAAGACGCUUCAACACUAUUAAUGUUUUCAAACUUUAGUAAGCCUUCUGAAGAAGAGCCAAGCAACAUUGAAAAUACAGGUGUCUCUCCAGAAUCGGAUCCAGCUGCUCCAUUGAAGAGGGCAAAUUCAGAAGAUCAAGAUAGUGACCUUUUGAAGGAUGAAAAAAGACAAAAAUUACAAAGUAAUAGCAACAAUAAUAGUAGUAAAUGGCCUGUUUCUGAUGAUUAUAUAGUGGACCCAGAUUCAGGAAUAAUCACCUGUAUUUGUGGUUUUGACGAUGAUGAUGGGUUUAGUAUUCAAUGUGACCAUUGUAACAGGUGGCAACAUGCAAUCUGUUAUAGCAUAGAAGAUAUGGAUAAUGUACCUGAAGAUUAUCUAUGUAAUACUUGUCAGCCAAGAAACCUAGAUACUAAAAGAGCAAGAAAAUUACAGUUGAAUAGAAUUAAAAAACAAUCUGUGCUCUUAGGGAUAAAUCAGGCCCCAAUAGUUGCUCCUACCCCCACCGAAACUAAUGAUACUGGAAAUUCAACAAAUCAUAACACAAGAUCGAAAUCAGAAAAUAAUAAAGGAAAUGAUACUGUAUCAGCAACAGAACCGGAAUCAAAGAAACCUGAACCAGAUACUAAUGUUAAUAGUAAUAAUAACAAUAAUAAUACAAGUAGCAAUUCUACAAUUGACAAUAACACUAACAAUAAUGCAACAAAGAAGAAACAAGAAGUAUUCUAUUUAUCUGCUAAAAGUUCAUAUAAAGCAAUGUAUUUACCACUUCAUGAAAAUACUUAUUAUGAUAAAUAUAUUCCAUUAUUUAUGGAGAAGCAUGAAAAUGACGAUUUUAUAAAAACAGUUUCAAGUAGCAGCCAUAUUAAGGGAUUACCAAUUGAAGUUAAAUCUUAUUCCGACGCUACGUAUGCCAGAAUUUUCCCAGGUUUUACCAAACUGGGUGUUUAUUUACGUAAAAGUUGUGAGAAAGGAACUUUUAUUCACGAAGUCCUAGGUGAUGUUAACUUUAAAAGUCAGUAUGUUCUAGAUUCUAGGAAUCAUUAUAGAAUAUGGGGUACAUCAAAACCAAAGGUAUUUUUUCAUCCAGAAUGGCCGUUAUAUAUCGAUUCAAGAUUAUCAGGAAAUACUACAAGAUACAUAAGAAGAAGUUGCAACCCAAAUGUCAAACUAAGCACGGUCAAAGUUGUCCAAAAUGGAAAAUCAAAGAUAAAAUUUGUAUUACGUGCCACUAGAGCAAUAGAUGAAGGUGAUGAAAUACACUUACCGUGGAUGUGGGAUAAAAAAAAUAUUAUAUGGAAAAUAAUUGGCGAUGAUGCGUCUGUUGUAUUUGAUACUUUAAAUGAUUCUGAAAAAUAUUUAUUGAUAAAUUCGGUAGAUACCAUAUUAAGAAGCUGCGAUUGUGCAUGUGGUAAUAACAACAAGGACUGUUAUCUACUAAAAGUUAAGAAAUAUUCUCAAUCAAUGUUUAGGUCAGUUAAAUCAAAAAUGAAUAACCGUUAUAAAUUAAAUGAAAUAUUGAAUCAAUACCAGGGAAAAAGAAGAAGACAGCCACAUAUUCUUAUCAGAUUAGCACAUGAAAUAUAUGAUAAUCAGGAAAGGGCUACUGAGAUGAUAUCAGAUUACAACUCCCAAAAAUUAAAAUUUUUAGAGUCUAAGGAGAUGGGGAAAGAAAAACCAGAUCCUCGAUCAGAGGAAAAAAGUAAAUUACCCAAUAAAACUCCAAAUAAUGAAUUUUCAAGGAAACCAUAUAAAUGGAAAUUACUUUCUAAAGAAGUCACGAAUAGCGUUAGAAAUCAAUCCGACGUCGAAAUAAUUGAAAGACCAUCAGAAUAUAAUGAAUUAUCGAUAUCAGAUCUAGAUAAACUUCCUGUUAUUAUUGACGUAAAUAUUGAUGAAGUCGCAAACAAUUCAUUAGUUCCAGCUGGCAAUAAUCCUAAAACUCCGCAAGAAAGUGAAGGAAUUUUUAGAGAUCCUGAAACUAAGGAACAAAUUGUAACCCAAACGAUAAUAUCUUCCCCAUCAUCGCAGAGUAGGAACUCUAUUAGUAUUAAUCCUACUACCAUUGCUGAAGACAUUAAAACGGGAAGAGAUUCUGUAGAUAGUCUGAAACCAUUAAAAAAGAAAUUAAGUUUUGCUGAUUACAGAAAAAAGCAAAUCAAAUAA